Sphaerodactylus townsendi is the source of this 1759-nucleotide messenger RNA. Its product is annotated as fructose-1,6-bisphosphatase isozyme 2. NCBI's taxonomy places the organism in Eukaryota, Metazoa, Chordata, Lepidosauria, Squamata, Sphaerodactylidae. The coding region runs from base 116 to 1138 and encodes 340 amino acids. Gene Ontology annotation, biological process: fructose 1,6-bisphosphate metabolic process; sucrose biosynthetic process; gluconeogenesis. The transcript has 7 exons. The record is from RefSeq and is a predicted model, not a curated record. Gene Ontology annotation, molecular function: fructose 1,6-bisphosphate 1-phosphatase activity. Gene Ontology annotation, cellular component: cytoplasm; cytosol.
CAAGCCAUCAGCUUCUCCUUAAAAUAAAACUGCUUCAGAACAGCAGCAGCAACUGAAGGGGAAGACAACAACCAUUUUUUUUAAGCAAAGAUAACAGGUCUAUCUGCUUGCCAAGAUGUCAGACAGGACACCAUUUGAAACAGACAUGUUAACCCUUAAUCGAUAUGUUAUGGAGAAGGGAAGAAGAGUUAAAGGUGCAACAGGGGAGCUUACACAGCUGCUGAACUCGAUGCUAACUGCUAUAAAGGCCAUCUCCUCAACAGUCCGAAAGGCAGGCCUUGCUCACAUGUAUGGAAUAGCAGGCACAGUGAAUGUGACUGGCGAUGAACAGAAGAAGCUUGAUGUGUUAUCCAAUUCUCUGGUUAUCAACAUGCUCCAGUCCUCCUACAGUACCUGUGUUUUGGUUUCAGAGGAGAACAAAGAAGCUAUUAUCACUCCCAAAGAGAAAAGGGGUAAAUAUGUGGUGUGCUUUGAUCCACUUGAUGGCUCGUCCAAUAUAGACUGCUUAGCUUCCAUAGGAACCAUCUUUGCUAUCUACAAAAAGACAACAGAAGAUGAACCCUCUGAAAAAGAUGCUUUUCAAUCCGGACGCAACAUUGUCGCAGCAGGAUAUGCCUUAUAUGGCAGCGCAACACUGGUGGCUCUUUCUACGGGGCAAGGAGUGGAUUGCUUCAUGUUGGACCCGGCUCUUGGUGAGUUCAUUUUGGUGGAAAAAGAUGUGAAAAUCAAGAAGAAAGGAAAGAUCUACAGCCUUAAUGAGGGUUAUGCCAAAUACUUUGACCCUGCAAUGACAGAAUAUUUGCAAAAGAAGAAAUUUCCAGAGGAUGGCAGCUCUCCUUAUGCUUCCAGAUAUGUAGGCUCCAUGGUGGCUGAUGUUCACCGUACCAUUGUGUAUGGUGGGAUCUUUAUGUACCCAGCUAAUCAGAAGAGUCCAAAAGGAAAGCUUCGACUUCUAUAUGAAUGCAAUCCGAUGGCAUUCAUCAUUGAGCAGGCAGGAGGCAUGGCCACCACAGGAACAGAAGAUGUGCUGGAUGUGAAGCCUGAAUCAAUUCACCAAAGAGUCCCUUUUAUCGUUGGCUCUCCAGAGGAUGUUCGAGAAUACCUUGACUGUGUACAGAAACACCAGAAAAGUAGCUAGUCAUCAUCAGAAGAUUCUCAUUUUCUCAACAUAUGAGAAAAGCUUGGAAUAUAGGAAAAUUUCGUCUAGUUGUCAGUAACAGCAACUGGCACUUCUGGUUCAUUAGUUUGUUUCGUAAGUUAUUUUUCUGCUAUCAUAAAAUAUAAGACACGUGGUCUUAUUUUCUGUAAUACAAGAGUGAAAAUAAAGUCCACUUGGAAAUAAUCUCUCCCAUGCCCCAGAUAAAACAUUUUAACCCUACAUAUUGCAUCAGUUCUGCUCCUUUUCUGCUUCACGUGUUUCUUUCCCAUUAAACCACAUUACACUACCAGCCUUGUGACCAGUGAGGUCAUAUGCCUAUCUUCCUAAUUAUAUUUGUCCUGGGUGCUGAAUCAAAACAAAACAAGAAUGCAGUUGGCCUCCACUAUCAGUCCACGUUGGCUUGACUCUUGCCUAGCUACCAAUACAUGAUCCUGCUUAGUAAAGAUUAGGACUGAGAUUGUUGUGCGUGUUUUGCUACCUAGUGUUUGUUUGGUGGAUAAUUCUCUACACAGGGAUUUUACCUCUUGUUUAUGUUGUUGACACUUAUAUACUAAAGCUACACUUGUUCUUUUUCCUAAGAUUUAAAAAUGUUCUGCAAAA